GACACAUUCUCAAAAUGGAUGCAAUCAUAAAAAUGAUAACUGUUGCCAUUUAUUUCCAUACUAGACUAUGCAAUUCAAUGAGUACAGUUUCAUUUAGCUGCAAUUUAUUAAUCCGUACAUUUAUUCCAGAAGGAUCCAUGUAAGGCCAAAUGUAAGAGGAAGAACAUUGACUCAGUGCGGUGGAGAAAGAGGGACCAGUUGGGACGGUUGACUAUUGAGAAUUGACUAUUGAGAACUCCCUCAAGAGAUAGUAUGUGUUAUGUCAAUUAUAAGCGGCAUUCCUCUAAAUUGUCAUGAAUUUUUUGACAUUCUCUAAAGUUUUCAUAUGAUUGUCUAGUCACAUCUGAAUGUCGAAUGAGGUCGACACGACCUCAAUAUGAAGAUUCAUCAGAAGGUGUUGCUGAUACAACAGAUGGCACUUCACCUCGACGGUUUGAGGAGACACUUCAAUUGAUUGACAAAAAUAUUCAAGAACUCAAGGAGAGCUUAGACAGCCCAGACAUUUAUCCAUCAGAAACUUACAGCAUACGGACCUGGGGUUUGCGGCAUGAACUAUGUGAAGAAAAGUGGCAAAAAUCAAGAGCACAUCUUUUACAAGCCAUGUUAACAAGCGGAAGGACACCUCAACAAGCUUGCCAACAGUGUCAUGUGGAAGAGGCUGUUAUUCGAUGCAGAGACUGCCUCCCCAAAGAACUGUAUUGCAGUAACUGUGAUGUGUCAGUGCAUCACUAGUAUGUUCUACACAACAGGGAGUCAUUUGUGGGAGGCUUUUACAAAGCCAUGGCACCGAAAUGCAUCGUUACAAAACACAGCACCGGUGAACAUGUAGUUAGUGAGCAAGAUUGUCUCCUACCGAUUGCUUUGCCCAACAAGAUUUGCUGUUGUGGUGCUGAGGAUGUUUCAGUGAAUGCUGGUCGUGCCAUUAUUUUCAUAAAUAUUAAUGGUCGCUAUGAUCUCUACCUUCCUUUGGUAACCUGUAAGUCUUGCCUAAAAUCGGGGACACCUGAGGUCAAAGACCUUAUAUUAAAUGGGUACUGGCCUGGAACCAUUGAGUUUCAAACAGUUUACACUGUCGACCUGUUCAGUACCUUUGAAGACUUUAAAGUUACCGCACCUGGCCUAUCCAGACAGGCCUUUGUGAGAAUGCUGCAAAGCCGCUCAAUGCGUUCUGGCAGAGUUGGUACAAUAUCAGUGGACUGUUUUCAGCGCAGUUUUCUGGAAUGGACGUACUGUAGACAUGAGACACAUGUAGACAUGAAACACUUCUUGGAGAUGACCAUUUCUCCUGCCCAGCUUGCAGUCAGGAUAUGCUGGCAGUGUCACUUGACGGGAACAGGAAAAAGCUUAAGAUUAAGAUUAAAGCUGGUAGUGAGUCUAACAAGAAGUCUCAAUCCAAACUUGAUGAAGAGGGUGUGA
Carassius auratus (goldfish) is the source of this 1416-nucleotide messenger RNA. RefSeq lists its product as uncharacterized. Lineage: Eukaryota; Metazoa; Chordata; Actinopteri; Cypriniformes; Cyprinidae. The record is from RefSeq and is a predicted model, not a curated record. The transcript has 6 exons. Bases 781 to 1416 code for a protein of 211 amino acids.